GGACAAAGGGGUUUAGAGAGCGAGUAAAAAACGAAAAACCCUCGCAAACUCGAUACAAUCGAACACUAAACAGAGGUGAACCGCGAACAGGGCGGCCUCUGCAGAACCUCGCCGCGUCUCCCUUCUUCUUCAAGCCUCUUCCUCCGUCUACUGCUUCUUCAACCACGCUGGGACAACCUAUUUGCUGCUUUACGGAGCUCGCCCUCGUUCUCUACACUUUGUCUUCUCCUCCGCCGCUCCAACCUCAUGGCCGCCGCCGCGGAGGUUGUGACCAAGUCGAUUGGCUCGGUAACAUUCAGCGUGUUAUCGGCUGACGAGGUUCGGAAGCAGAGUGUUGUUAGGAUAGCAAACCCUCAGUUGCUUACUGGUGACCCUGGCUCAGCUCUUACCCGUCCUGCACCUGGCGGUCUAUACGACCCUUCUCUAGGUCCUCUUGAUUAUGGUCAAGACAAGUGUCCGACCUGUAGCCAGAGACAAGAUAACUGCCCAGGACACUGUGGCCAUAUUGAGCUAGUUUCUCCAGUCCAUAAUCCUCUGCUGUUUCCUUUUCUGCACAAAAUCUUGCAGAAAACCUGUUUCUUUUGUCAUCACUUCAGAGCAGCGCAUCAACAGGUUGAGAAGUGUGUUUGUCAGUUGAAACUCAUUGCAAAAGGAGAUAUUGUCGGGGCUAGGAGAUUAGAUUCAGUCUCAACAGAUGAGCCUUUAUCUGCGGAUGAAAGUGAAGCAAGCCAUGGAUCUGCCUCUACAAUUUAUUCAGGAACCCAAGACCAAAAUGAUAAUGAUUUGGAGCAGCAAGGAUGGACCUCCCUUCAGCUUGGGGAGGCUAUGUUGAUCUUGAAUAACUUUAUGAGGAAACCAAUCCGGAAAUGCCAGAACUGUGGUGCAUCGAAUCCUAAGAUUUCCAAGCCUAACUAUGGAUGGUUUAGAAUGACUGGGAUGUCAGAUGCUGCUAUCAGAGGAAAUAUAAUAAGAGGCCGGCGACUGAUAAGGCAAUUGGAUGGUGAGGUUGAUGAUACUGAGGAUGUAGAAGAUCCAAUUGAGAAUGCUGCAAGUGGCAGAACCACCAAAAAACAACAUAUAAUAAAUGCUGAUCAAGCACCGCUCUCUUUCACUAGGCAAAAAGAUGCAGCAUCCUGCGAGCUUGUACCAUCAGAGGUGAAAGCAAUUUUGGAACUUCUGUGGGAGAACGAGUCUAGGUUCUGCUCGAUAAUGAGUAAUAUUCAGCAGCAAAUAUUGAGAGGGAAGAAAGCUGGUCCUUCUAUGUUUCUUCUGGAAGUCGUUUUAGUACCUCCAAUCAAGUUCCGUCCUCCUACCAAGGGUGGGGAUUCAGUCAUGGAUCAUCCUCGUACCGUUCUGUUAGGCAAAGUGCUGCAGGCCAAUUUAAAUUUGGCCAAUGUUCAUGCUAAUAAAGAGAGUACAAAAGUGAUUCGACGUUGGUUAGAACUACAACAAUCUGUAAAUGUCUUGUACGAUAACAAAACUGCAGCAGGUGGUCAAAAGGAUAUAGCGGCUGGAGGAUGCCAGAUACUUGAGAAAAAAGAGGGCUUGUUUCGCCAGAAAAUGAUGGGGAAGAGGGUUAAUCAUGCAUGUCGUUCAGUUAUAUCCCCUGACCCCUACCUAGGAGUUAAUGAAAUAGGAAUUCCUCCUGUCUUUGCUAUCAAGUUGACUUAUCCUGAGCGAGUGACUCCAUGGAACAUUGCCAAAUUGAGGAAGGCUGUAAUAAAUGGACCUAAUACACAUCCAGGAGCUACUCAUUAUUUUGAUCAAUCCCAUAGUAUACUGCAAGCUAGUAAGAGGAGGGAUCGCAUUUCAGUAGCAAGGAAGCUGCGUGAAGGAAUGAUUGUAUAUCGCCACUUAGAAGAUGGGGACAUCGUGCUCUGUAAUCGGCAGCCUACACUACACAAGCCUAGCAUAAUGGCACAUGUUGUCCGAGUUCUAAAGGGCGAGAAGACACUUCGCAUGCACUAUGCAAAUUGCAGCACAUACAAUGCCGACUUUGAUGGUGAUGAAAUGAAUGUUCAUUUCCCGCAAGAUGAGAUCUCCCGUGCUGAGGGGUACAACAUCGUCAAUGCUAACAAUCAAUAUGUGAAGCCUUCAAAUGGCGAGCCCCUUCGUAGCCUGAUCCAGGAUCAUAUUGUUAGUUCUGUAUUGCUUACGAAGAGGGAUACUUAUUUGAGUCAAGAAGUGUUUAUCCAAUUAUUAUGCUGUUCUGGUGUCUUCCCUUCUUCUAGGACUUCAUUCUAUGGCAAAUCUAGCCAGAAAGUGUUGUUGGCUUGUUCUGAAGACGACCUUCAGAUUUGCCAACCUGCAAUUCUCAAACCUCUCCCUCUCUGGACUGGGAAACAGGUCAUUACUGCUGUUCUAAACCAAAUAACGAAGGGCCAUUCUCCUAUCACGGUUGAGAAGGAUGCGAAGAUAUCUAGUGACUUCUUUAAGGGCAGAGCUAGCAAACAUGAUAGGAUUUCUGGGACUGGCAAUAAAGGAGUUUCGUUUAGGAUAAAGCCCGAUGAGGAGAAGAUGUUGAUAUCAAAAAAUGAAUUGGUUCGUGGUGUGAUCGACAAAGCUCAGUUUGGUGAAUAUGGCUUGGUGCAUACAGUUCAGGAACUCUUUGGAUCAAAUGCUGCAGGCACUCUUCUCUCUGUUCUAAGUCGGUUGUUUACUGCUUACCUGCAGAUGCAUGGUUUCACAUGUGGGGUUGAUGAUCUGUUGAUAUUGAAAGCCAAAGAUGAUGAAAGGAAGAAACAACUUGAAGGAUGUGAAAAGGAUGCUGAACUAGUUCAUCGUCAUUUCAUUGGAAUCAAAGAUGAGAAACUAAGAAUAGAUCCAGUGGACUUGCAAUUCAAUAUUGAAAAGACUAUGCGAAGUGAAGGGGAAUCUGCAGUGACAUACUUGGAUAACCAGAUGAGAAGUGAACUUAAUUCCAAAACAAGCGGAGGGGUUAUAAAUGAGCUGUUAUCUGAGGCGGUACUUAAACCCUCCGUGUAUAAUUGUAUAUAUCUGAUGACAACUUCAGGAGCUAAAGGCAGCAAGGUAAAUUUCCAACAGAUUUCAUCUUUUCUGGGCCAACAAGAAUUGGAGGGGAAAAGAGUGCCUCGGAUGGUCUCUGGAAAGACAUUACCCAGUUUUCAUCCAUGGGAUUGGGCAGCUCGAGCUGGUGGAUUCAUUAUUGAUCGUUUUCUAACCGGUCUCCGUCCACAAGAGUAUUAUUUUCAUUGCAUGGCUGGUAGAGAAGGGUUGGUUGAUACAGCAGUAAAAACAUCAAGGAGUGGGUAUCUGCAAAGAUGCCUGAUUAAAAAUCUUGAGUGCCUGAAGAUAAAUUAUGAUCAUACAGUUCGUGACGCUGACGGAUCGAUCGUUCAAUUCCAAUACGGGGAGGAUGGAGUUGAUGUCCAUAAAACCAGCUUUCUUGCCAAAUUUGAUGUAUUGGCGAAGAAUCAGGACUUGAUUCUCCAAAAAAGUGGUCGGCAGCCAGACCUUUUCAACAGCUACAUUUCUGAGUUGCCCAAAUCUCUGAAAGAUAAGGCAGACAGUUUUCUGGACGAUUCCUUCUUGAUGGAUCGAAUUUCUUCAAAUCUGGUAAAGCAAACAGAUAUUCAUGAGUUGAUGAAGCAGAAAUUUCUCCUAAGUCUUGCACAACCAGGUGAACCUGUUGGUGUGCUUGCUGCUCAGUCCGUUGGAGAACCAUCGACACAGAUGACGUUGAAUACUUUCCAUUUGGCUGGCCGAGGUGAAGCAAAUGUCACUCUGGGGAUUCCACGUCUUCAGGAGAUCUUAAUGACUGCAUCAAGUGACAUUAAGACUCCAAUUAUGACUUGCCCCUUGAAAGUGGGCAGGACUAAAGAGGUGGCAGAUCGCCUUGCUGAUAAAUUGAAAAAGGUUACAGUGGCAGAUAUAGUGAAGAGUAUGAAGGUCUCUGUAAUCCCAUUUGCCAUUCAAGAUGGACAAGCUUGCAGAAUCUACAAGCUCAAAAUGCAGCUUCACCGCCCGGCUCAUUACCCAAUACAUGCAAAAGUGAACUUUGAACAUUGGGAAGAAACGCUAGAAGUAGUUUUCGUUAGGGAAUUGGAGGAUUCUAUACAGAAUCAUCUGGUCCUGCUGUCCAAAAUUAGCGGCAUCUCAAAUUUCAAGGGGGCAAAUUCAAAGUCUUCAGGCGAUAUGGAUGAAGAAGAAGUUAGUACCACCAGCAAGUCGCCCAUCGUAGAUGAUGGUGAUGAUGAUGGUGACGGUGAUGGUGAAGGGACCGAGGAUUUUGGUUCAGAUGCCAGAAAAAGUAAACUUCAAGGGACUGAUGAAAUGGAGUAUGAAGAUGAUGAAGAUCAAGGCCAUGGCCAUGGUGAGGGCUCCGUGGUCACCGAAGGUGGAUCAGACAACGAAAGUGAAACCGAAAGCGAAAUUCAAACCGAUGCUGAUGGUGCUGAGACCGGGACUGCUGAUGACAUGGUUGACACUGUGAAUUCUGGAAGUACCCUGCGCCCUGCCAAAAGUAAAUCACGAAUCGUAAGCGACUCUCCAGCAAAAGUAGGAGAUAAGAAAGAACGCAAACGGAAGAAGCUCAGGAGAAUGGUUUCCAGAAAAGAUUUUGAUAGAGCUAUAUUCGUGGCAGCCAACGAAUUCGACUUUGAGGUCCACUUUAAGUUCACCAGUGAACCUCAUGUUCUUCUUGCUGAGAUUGCUCAAAAGGCUUCCAAGAAGGUUUAUAUUCAGAACCCCGGGAAGAUCGAGCAGUGUCGUGUGACCGACUGCAAAGACAGUCAAGUGAUCUAUUAUGGUGAAGAUCCAAAGAACAGAAUCAAGAUCAAGCCCGAGGAGAAGAAGAAACUGCCCGCGCUUCAAUCAAUGGGAGUGGACCUCAACUCAUUCUGGAAGAUGCAGAAGGAUCUCGACGUAAGGUACAUAUACACCAACAACAUCUACGCCAUGCUGACAACGUACGGUGUAGAAGCCGCGAGGGAGACGAUAAUCAGGGAGAUCAAUCACGUCUUCGGCUCCUACGGCAUUUCUGUCAGCAACCGCCACCUAUCUCUCAUUGCCGACUACAUGACUCACUCCGGCACCUACCGCCCCAUGAACCGCCUCGGUGGCAUUGCCCAGUCGAUAUCGCCGUUUACCAAGAUGUCCUUUGAGACUGCUUCGAAGUUCAUCGUCCAGGCUGCGUUGCACGGGGAGACCGAUAAUCUGGAAGCGCCGUCUGCUAGGCUCUGCGUCGGGCUGCCGGUGAAGAUGGGUACUGGGUCGUUCGAUGUGAUGCACAAGCUUGAGAUCUGAUUCUGCAUUUGCCACCAGGUGUUGUUGAAGUAGGAUGCCCUUUUUAGAUCUGCCUGGGAUGCGUGGAAAAUUUUGCCGUGUUUUAUAAUUUUGCCUACUUUGGUGGGAGGAAGCUGUAAAAAAAGUCUUGUAGUUUGUUGUGGAUUGCGUCAUGGACUUGCGGGUGGAGAGGGAAUUAGAAAUUUGAUCUAUACUCUACUUACGUGUAGAUGCCAAAUCAUAGUCUAAGAAUUACGCAAGUAGUUAAAUUUUGAGAACAUGUCGAUCAAAUAAGGUGACAUUCUCUAGACAUUAUUAGAUGA
Molecule: messenger RNA, 5567 nt
Organism: Linum tenue
Lineage: Eukaryota; Viridiplantae; Streptophyta; Magnoliopsida; Malpighiales; Linaceae
Source: the annotation of a GenBank genome assembly